This is a messenger RNA of Xyrichtys novacula (pearly razorfish), 7304 nucleotides long. The record is from the annotation of a GenBank genome assembly. NCBI's taxonomy places the organism in Eukaryota, Metazoa, Chordata, Actinopteri, Labriformes, Labridae.
UCUCCACACACUGACUGACCGACUGCCUGAACUGUUACUAUGCCUGUAAAGACACCUGCUCUCACAACACAGGAAAACCAUUCCUGCCACCAGCAGCACCUGACCAACACGGAGGAGCUUCACUAGCCCUUAAAAUCGCCCGUCAAGGUCUCCUCGCUGAACCGUAAGAGCAGGAGAAGUCUCAGGAAAAAAAGGUUAGUGGUUUUUGGUGUGGUGGCUGAUGGGAUACGGCCUGUUGGCGCUCAAUUUGUGAUGACGGGAGUUCACAGCGAAGAGACGUGUAUGUGAGAUCUGCAGUCAGCCAUGUUUAUGGAGAGUUCAGUGCUGCUCAACAUAAUGCUGUAGACUGUUAACAUGCUGUCAUUUGUGAAUCAGUGAAAAAAGUUGUUAUAAUGUUAUAAGGCAGCUUAAAUGACUAGAAUAAAGACAAUACCACCUAAAAACAAAAAAAAGGUAUCCUACAGCACCAAAAUAUAAUCUAAUAAAAUAAAACAAAUUAUAUAAGACAGUAUGUGAGUCUGUAAAACAGGUUAAAUCCUAAACAAUAUGUAAAUAAAUAGAGUUUUAUGAGACGAUAUAGAAUAAAACUCUGUUAAAAGUGAGACUAAAUAGGUAGGUCUUAUAUAUUUAAAAAAAAAAUAUGGAUUCUCUGCGUGGCUCUGAGGUCUUCAGGUCGGCUGUCCCACAGACACGGGCCGUAAUAAUAGAAAGCUGCCUCACUGUGGGUCUUUGUUCUUACUUGAGGCACAAUUAAAAGGACGCUACGUGAGUUAACUCAUGGGCUUAUGUGAUAAAAACAAGUCUGAUAAGUUUGAACAAAUCCAUGAAGAUUCGCUGCAUCUGAGUUUUGGAGCAGAUGAAACUGUAAGAUGUUUUAUUUUAGGGGGACUAGAUAGGCGGGCAUAACAAUAGUUAGUUCUACAUGUGGAUAAAACAUGAAUUAGUGUCUCUUCAUGGUUUGAUAGAGAAACUGUUACACUCUGGCGAUGUUUUUCAGGUGAUAAAAUCCUCUUUUUUCCUGAUAUUUCUGAUAUGUGGCCCAAAACGGAGAUCUAAACUUCUUACAUGGUUUAGAUAUUUAUUAUUAUAAAAAACAGCACCUCAUCAUUGAUUAUUAUGUGGGACAUGCUGAAGGAGACUGAAAGAAUCUGUUCCUCUUUCCCUCAAGAUUCUGUUUCCCAAGACCCAACCUCAACUUUUCCUCCACUGUGGGACCAAAGACUCGGGUCAGGUCACAUUAUGAUCGAAAGUGACAGAGAGCUGUCGUCCAUGGUGCAGGAGCUGUGGGACAAUGACGUCAACAGACUCAAACCUGGGAAGGAUUACAAGAUCUCUCUGAAGGUGCAGCUUUUUCACAUCAUGUAACGUCACCGAAUACUGAACCGAGUCUGACUUUGAAUUGAGAAUGGUUUUCUUCCUGCUGUAGGGCAAAGCUGGAGACACCAUGGCCAGCAACGACAACAACGAUGGAGCAGGAUAUCCUCUAUUUACGUUUGUCGACGAGAACAUUUUCAAGAAGGAGACUUUUUUUGGUAACAAAGUUGGAUAUUUGUGUGUGUUUAUCUGCUUUGGGGUAAGGCCUAAAUCUCUGUAUCUCACACAGAAGUGUUUGAUUCGUCAUGGUCUCCUCUCAGACUCCACGUCACUGAUAGUCAGUUUGAUAGGAUCCUCCAGUCAGAGUUUUCAUCUACUGAUAAUCUCCUUAUGACGAGCAGUGGGAUGUUGCAUAAGCACAGAGCAUGACAGGUUCGCUGCGCUGUGUACAGAAUGAUGCUCCACCGACCAGUCACUGACUUCUUCUUUAUUUCUCCCUUAGAUCUAGUUACGUCUUUACAGAACCGGUUUAUAGCUUGUGUGGAAAUCAUACUCCGGCACAGAGCUGUGAAAAGAGCUGGGUUAUGUAACAGUUUGUAUUCAGAGUGCACCCUGAGGCUGCUGUCCAAUUGAAAAAAAAAAGAGGCAUCUGUCCUUUUUUGCUAUUUUUAAUCUUUGGUUAGACCCUGGGCCUCUGCUUCACCGUCCACCUAGGUCAUAGAGCCGUUGAUUCUUAUAGUGAUUAAGAAUCCUAGUGAUUCCCAUCAGUCAGUGAAAGUUGUCUGUUUCUGUUUCUCCAGCCUUUAUCUCUCUGUUGGAUAACUAUGAGAGCGACACCGGUGAGCCAGAAAUUGUAACCCCUGAGGAGGUUGCAGAGAAUCACAAGUUCCUGGACUCCAUCAUUCAGACUCCAACUAUGAAGGUACCUGUGGAAACUUCUGGAAACGUCACUAUAACUUAAUCUAACAAAGGCCAAUUUCUUUUCUUUAUAAAGAUUUACUAUGGGCUUUUUUUUAGCCUUUAUUGACUGGUUGGAAUUGAAUCUGGGCCCAACAAGCUAUCAGCACUACAUGAGGGCAAAUGACUAAGUUUUAAGGAAGGCUGAUCGGGUUGAACAGUUAUUAAUAAAUUUGAUGAAUAUUAAUAAAAUGAGAUUAAAUUGAAAAUGAUGAGACAAUGUGGCAUUAGAUUAGCUAGAAUAUAACAAGGUUAGAAAAAAUAGCAUAACAAAAGAGAAGAUGACAUGACAGGACAAGAUGAGAUGAAAAAUGAUUACAUAAGUAAGGAUGAGUGGACAAAAGAGAUGAGUGGACAAAAAGAUCAGUAAGACAGGAUGAAAUAAGAUGGGAUAAGAUGAGAUGAUGUAGGAUGAUAUAUGAUAAAUGAAAUUAAAUGAGAUGAGGUGAGAUCACAUAAGUAAGGAUCAGAGGACAAAAGAUCAAUAGGACAGAAUAAAAUGAGAUGGUAUAAGGUGACAUGACAUAAGAUGAGAUAAGAUGAUGUAAGAUGAUAUAUAAUGAAUGAAAGAGAUGAGGUGAGGUGAAAUAAGAUUGGCUGGGAUGAAGUAACUACAUAAAAAAAGGAUGAGAUAAGAUAAACAUGAUAAUAUGAUAGGGAUGAGAUAAAAUGAAAUGAGAUCUGAUUAGAAAAGAUAAGAUGAUUGGGAAUGACAUAAAAUGAGGCGAGAUGAGAUAAGAUAAGAUGAUGUAGGAUGAUAUAUGAUGGAUGAAUGAAAGAGAUGAGAUGAGAUGAGAAGACAAAAGAUAGGAUGGGAUGACGUAACUACAUGACAAAGGGUGAGAUGAGAUGAGAUAAAUAUGAUAUGAGGUGAGAUGAAAUUAAAUGAGAUCAGAUUAAAAAAGAUAAGAUGAUUUGAGAUGACAUGACAUGAGAUGACAUAAGAUGAGAUAAGAUGAUAUAUAAUGAAUAAAAGAGAUGAGGUGAGAUGAGAGGAAAUAAGAUUGGUUGGGAUGAAGUAACUACAUGACAAAGGAUGAGAUGAGAAAAAUAUGAUAGUAUGAUAUGAGGUGAGAUAAAAUGAAAUGAGAUCAGAUUAGAAAAUAUAAGAUGAUAUGAGAUUACAUAAAAUGAGACGAGAUGAGAUAAGAUGAUGUAAAAUGAUAUAUGAUAAAGGAAAGAGAUGAGGUGAGAUGAGAUUAAAUAAGUUUGGGUGGGAUGAAGUAACUACGAGACAAAGGGUGAGAUGAAAUGAGAUAGAUAUGAUAUGAGGUGAGAUAAAAUGAAAUGAGAUCAGAUUUUUAAAAAAAAGGUGAUUUGAGAUGACAUGACAUGAGAUGACACGAGAUAAGAUAAGAUGAUAAAAAUGAAUAAAAGAGAUGAUGUGAGAUGAGAUGAGAAGAAUUAUGACUGGAUGGGAUGGAGUUACUACAUGACAAAGGAUGAGAUGAGAAAAAUAUGAUAAUAUGAUAUGAGGUGAGAUAAAAUGAAAUGAGAUCAGAUUAGAAAAGAUAAGAUGAUUUGAGAUGACAUGAGAUGAGAUAAGAUGAGAAGAGUGAAUAUCACAUUAUAUUAGAUCAGAUAAGAUCAAAUGAAAUGAGAUAAGAUCAGAUAAUUUCCAACAGAAAAUUUUUUGUUGUUUAAAAAAAACAGUCAUUAAUUUUAUACAAAUGUAAAAUACAGUUGAACACUGUUUAAAAAAGUAGACAUUUUAUUGCAUGAAAGGAACUAUGGACCAUAGAUUUGUGUAUAUUUUAUUUAAUAUGAAAUAUAUAAUUGGUGUGAAAUGCUCGUGGAUAGAAGGAUUGAGUUGAUGUUGUGUUUAUUUGUGUUAUAACUGAACUUCUUGGAGCAGGCUUGUUUGAACAGUCCGGCUGGACCAGGAAGGAGGAUUGUGGUAUCUCUCAUUCACACGCUGCAGCUGAAACAGCCUGCCACUGAAGGAACAGACCAGGGAACAAGUCUAAUAAUAAAAAAUCUCACAAAAUUUGAGAUGUAGAGGAAUAUUUAUUAACACUAUCAUAAAUUAACUUCCUCUUACCAGAAUAAUCUGAAUGUUUUAAUGUUUUUCUAAUGAGCAUGAGGCUGAGACUUCUGUUCUUGGUGUGUUUUGAUGACUUGUCAUAAAUAUCUGAUAGCUAUUUCAGUCCUGGGAACAACCAAGAGAUUCGGCCUUUCCUUGAACCAGGCCUUGAGAGUGACUACAAAUGUAAGAAGCAGCAUUUUACAGAGUGUUCUUGUUGGUUCACAGAUAGCUCAUAAAUACCUGGUGGAGAAGCAGCUCUCUCCAGCAGAUAAGAAAGAAUUCAAGGAGCAGCUGUACAGGAUCUGGUUUGAACUGUACGCCAGGAGAGGAUCCAGCAGGUGGGUGGAAUAUGGCACAGCACAAAAUAUCACUUCACCAGUGGAAUCUGGCACUUUGAUGGUAACCGUCCCACUCUGAAAAACUGACUCUGUUUACCACAUUCAGUCUCUCUCACUUUGAGUGGAGCAUGUCUGAAAUGAAAUGUAGUCACACACACAAAAAAAGGACAUUUCAUCCAGGUGACACACAAAUUAGUCAGUUUCUCAAAUGCAGAGCUGUCAAGCUUACACUGUGAUGAGCUGAGAUUUGCACAGAACAUUAAGCGUGACGGUGAAUCAGCAGGUAUGAUAGCGGUCCAGCGAUUGUGUCUCUCUCAUUAGGCCAGACUCCUCAGGGUUUGAACAUGUGUUUGUUGGAGAGACAAGAGGAAGGCGGACGGUUAUCGGCUUUCACAACUGGAUCCAGCUCUACCUUCAAGAAAAGUUGGGGCAUGUCGACUACAAAGGCUACAGCGUCAAUGCAAAUUCACCUCAGGUAUGGUUUUAUUGUUAUUCUCGCUUUAAGUUAGACCAAAGUAGGACAAAAAUGUUUUUACAGCCCUUCUCUGUCUACGUGAUAUAUCAUGUCAAAUGAGAAGUUAUCAUUUAUGUGUAAUUUCAGUAUUUUAGAAAGUUAUUUUCAUCCUAUUUAUGACAAAGGAAUACAUUUUUUCAUGAGCCUACAUUUAGAGACAAAAACUUGAAUUGACUUUGAUCACAUACACAGUACAUAACCACAAAAAUCUCCCAUCUUGAGUAAACUUGCACUCUUCAUCGUUUUGCUCUCAUCAAAAUUGUCGCACAUAGAUGAGAAACCUCACACCCUGUUCUGACUAAGUUUGUCUUGCAAACCUUGGCAUUUCUCGUGGAUUGUAGUCUGUCGGUUGUUUAGAACUUCAAGUGAUGGAAUUAUUCUGUAAUUUUCCAGCAGUUUUUGCCUUUCUUAAUACUCGUGUUGAGGUAUAGGUAUUAAUUUAUUAUGCUAAACAGUAGGACACUGCAGGUAAAAAAAGGUCAUAUACUCACCCUUAAUUUUUGCUUUUGUGGCAAAGUUUGAAGUGUAAACCAAUUGUACCGCUCUAUUUUUCUUUUUUGUCUUUAAAAAUAGGCAUCAUCUUCACAUUUUAUUUCAGUCCAUAAUGCAGUUUCUAAUGUAUAAAUGCAACUACAUGCUGAUAUACAAAAGUCUGUGGAUUAUUAACAUAAUGGGAACCUAAACAGUCACUCAAAAGUGUGCAACAUCUAAGUCAAAUUAUGACUCAAAAAGUCAGAAUUGUGAGUUACUUUGUCUGGAUUAUGGGGCAUAGGAUCAUUAUUUGCGAUAAACACAUGGUACCUUGUGCUUUAAAGGUACUAUAAGGAGUUUUCAAGUGGUAACAAGACCAUCAGCAACAAGUGUGAUUUUAUCUUUGCUGUGAUUCUGAUGCCUGAAAUCGUUGCACGGGGGUAGGUUUAUGCCAGAUGGUUGAUAGCAGGCUGAAAAAAAAAACUUAAAAUUUUUUUUUUCAAUACCAAAAUAUUCACUGUGAGCGAUCAUUUUCAACAGAAUGAGGGUUUUGUCUGAAAAAUUUACUUUCACAUGAGAAAUUAGGGAUCACUUUGUGCACAGGGGACACCAGAAACCAACACAAACUAAAAGUUCCUCAUAGUAGCUUUAAUAAAGAAGGUAAGCGCUCACUCGGUGAAGAAAGCCAUGCCACCAUGCCUUCAUACUAAUUUUCUCUGCUGUUAAGUUUCAUAGCCUACCACAUGGCUCUAGGAUAGACGUGUACAGAUGGACAGCAAAAGCCAGAGCAUCACUGGAGCUAUCAAGUGGACAUCUCCCUUCGCUUCGUGUUCAAUUAAGUUAGGCCUUUUAAGAGAGGCUGAACAGUUGUGCUGGUUGUGUAUCUGUCAUGCCAACUUCCACAGAUCCACAAACAGAACUUCAUUAUAUUCCAACACUAAGAAGGCAGAGCCAGACAAAGAAGCCUGUACGGGCCAGAAUUCACCCUCACCAGCUUAGUCUGUAUGCUCUACUUACCCCCUACCCAUCAAUUUUUACAAUGGCUGAAAAGAGAGGAGAGAAAAAUGUCAAAAUGGAAACAAAACAAAAAGAUGUUGACAAGCAAAGUCAAGAUGAUGGCCUCAAAAAAACGUACGAUAAAAAGUGAAUUUUUGUCCGAAAUUUUUGUGUCAUUUUGGUUAUGAAUGGCAAAAUAUUUUAAGAAAUAAAUGAGAUAUCUGAAAGACAAUAUCACAGACAGUUAAAAUUGAGAGAAAAUACAAGUAAGGUUAAUUAAUAGAAUAAAAGCAUCAAAGUUGUGAGAUUAAAAAGUCUUCUUGUAACAAAAUCUUGAUGCUUAAAAACCUAAUUUUUUCUUUCCUCAUCCUCCACCACUCAUUUCCUCUAUCAUCGUAUCUUUCUUUUCUCUCUCUUAUGGCAGCCUGAUGAGAACAAACACAUCCUGGCGCUACAGUUCAGCUGGAAGAACGGUAUAAAACCCAAGGGCAGCAUCUUCAUCGGCGUCAGUCCUGAGUUUGAGUUUGCUCUCUAUACCCUCUGUUUCCUCACUUCGCCCAAUGAGCGUGUCAAAGUCCAGUUCAGUUUCUAUGAUGUGGAGAUUGUUUGCCACCACUACAACCAGAAGCACAUAGGCACCACCUACCCGGUGCUUCUGAAGUACCAGAACCCUGGGAAAGGUGACUAA